Messenger RNA from Tarenaya hassleriana, 3085 nucleotides. RefSeq names its product cation-chloride cotransporter 1. Gene Ontology annotation, cellular component: membrane. Gene Ontology annotation, molecular function: chloride:monoatomic cation symporter activity. Gene Ontology annotation, biological process: monoatomic ion transport; transmembrane transport. NCBI's taxonomy places the organism in Eukaryota, Viridiplantae, Streptophyta, Magnoliopsida, Brassicales, Cleomaceae. The record is from RefSeq and is a predicted model, not a curated record.
UUUUUUUAUUUGAUCUUGUAACAUCAAAUCUCCCUUACGUUGCCAGAUUCAAAUUCUCCGAUCCGGAGAAUCGGGUUGUUGCGACGAAGAGGAAGAGGAAUUGGCGGUGGUCGGGAUCUGUACGGAUUCGGGGGGAGAAAUGGACCACGGCGACAUUGAAGAAGCCGCCGGUAAUGGCGAGGAGGAGGUCCGGUCAUCAGCGCGCGGCGGAGGGGGUAAAUACCGGCCGGUGGUCGCGCACGAUCGGGCCGUCGUCGAGAUGUCCUCCAUGGACCCUGGAUCUCCUUCCUCUUCUUCCCUUAAGAAAAUUAAAGUGGUUACGCCUGGAGAGGUUGGUGCCAAUGCGAGGGAAGGGGCAGGAUCAGAAGAUGGAGGAGUAAAUGGUCUUCACAACGAAUCGAAGUUGGAGCUUUUUGGUUUUGAUUCUCUCGUCAACAUUCUUGGUUUGAAGAGAAUGACAGGAGAGCAAAUUCCUGCACCAUCCAGCCCAAGGGAUGGGGAGGAUAUUUCCAUCACGCAAGGGCACCCUAAGCCUUUAGCACUGAAGCUGGGUACACUGAUGGGAGUGUUUGUUCCAUGCCUGCAAAAUAUAUUAGGAAUUAUCUACUAUAUCCGUUUCUCAUGGAUUGUUGGCAUGGCUGGCAUAGGAGAAGGGCUACUGCUAGUACUGCUCUGUGGCACCUGUACUUUCUUGACAACAAUAUCUCUAAGUGCUAUUGCAACCAAUGGUGCAAUGAAGGGUGGGGGACCAUAUUAUCUCAUUGGUCGUGCACUUGGGCCAGAGGUUGGGAUAAGCAUAGGUUUAUGCUUCUUUCUUGGCAAUGCUGUUGCUGGAGCUUUGUACGUUCUUGGAGCUGUGGAGACUUUUCUGAAAGCUAUCCCUGCUGCUGGAAUUUUCAAAGAAACUGUUACGAAGAUUAAUGGAACAGCAAUUGCUGAACCGAUACAAAGCCCAAGUUCACAUGACCUGCAGGUUUAUGGCAUUGUUGUGACUAUCCUUCUAUGCUUCAUCGUGUUUGGCGGUGUGAAGAUGAUCAAUCGUGUUGCACCUGCUUUCCUCGUGCCUGUUUUGCUCUCAAUCUUCUGCAUAUUUAUUGGAUUCUUUUCGGCAAGGACGGAUUAUCCUGAUACUGGAGUUACUGGCUUGAGUUUGAAAAGCUUCAAGGACAACUGGAGUUCUGCAUAUCAGAUGACAAAUGAUGCGGGGAUUCCUGAUCCAAAUGGAAGCACGUACUGGAACUUCAAUGCCUUGGUUGGCCUAUUUUUCCCAGCUGUUACAGGAAUCAUGGCAGGAUCAAAUCGAUCUGCCUCACUCAAAGACACCCAGAGAUCUAUCCCUGUCGGGACAUUGGCUGCCACUCUGACUACUACUUCACUGUAUCUGAUCUCUGUGUUCUUUUUUGGAGCUGUUGUGACGCGUGACAAACUUUUGACCGAUAGGUUGCUUACCGCUACAAUUGCUUGGCCUUUCCCAGCAAUUGUUCAGAUAGGAAUCAUCCUUUCAACCUUAGGGGCUGCGCUUCAGAGUUUGACGGGGGCACCACGGUUGCUCGCUGCCAUAGCCAACGAUGAUAUCCUUCCUAUCCUGAACUAUUUCAAAGUUGCUGAUGGCAGCGAACCCCACAUUGCGACGCUUUUCACAGCAUUCAUCUGCAUCGGAUGCGUCGUUAUCGGAAAUCUGGAUCUCAUCACACCCACAGUAACUAUGUUUUUCCUCUUGUGUUAUGCGGGAGUAAACUUGUCUUGUUUCCUUCUCGAUCUUUUAGAUGCACCAAGUUGGCGUCCUCGGUGGAAAUACCACCACUGGAGCCUCUCUUUUGUUGGAGCCUCACUUUGCAUCGUGAUCAUGUUCUUGAUUUCUUGGUCAUUCACUGUGAUUGCCCUUGCACUUGCUGGCCUCAUAUACAAAUAUGUUGGCCUCAAAGGAAAAGCCGGGGACUGGGGUGACGGGGUCAAGAGUGCAUAUUUUCAGUUGGCCCUUCGUAGUCUCAGGUCACUUGGAGCAAACCAAGUUCACCCGAAGAACUGGUACCCAAUUCCUCUCGUGUUCUGCCGACCUUGGGGAAAGCUUCCGGAAAAUGUUCCUUGUCAUCCGAAGCUCGCUGACUUUGCAAACUGUAUGAAGAAAAAAGGCCGUGGAAUGUCGAUAUUCGUCUCGAUACUAGACGGUGACUACCAUGAACGUGCUGAAGACGCAAAGGAGGCCUGCAAACAACUGGCCACAUAUAUAGAAUACAAGCGGUGUGAAGGUGUGGCAGAAAUUGUUGUGGCCCCGAACAUGACGGAAGGGUUCCGGGGCAUAAUUCAGACAAUGGGUCUCGGAAACCUCAAACCGAACAUUGUAGUAAUGAGGUACCCCGAGAUCUGGCGCCGGGAAAACCUAACCGAGAUCCCCACAACCUUUGUCGGGAUAAUCAACGACUGCAUCGUGGCGAACAAAGCGGUGGUUAUUGUCAAGGGACUUGACGAGUGGCCGAACGAGUACCAGCGACAGUACGGAACGAUCGACUUGUACUGGAUCGUGAGAGACGGAGGCCUCAUGCUUCUUCUCUCGCAGCUUCUCCUGACGAAAGAAAGCUUCGAGAGCUGCAAAAUCCAACUCUUCUGCAUCGCGGAGGAAGAUUCGGACGCAGAAGCGCUCAAAGCCGACGUGAAGAAGUUCUUGUACGAUCUCAGAAUGCAUGCGGAAGUAAUCGUGGUAUCGAUGAAAUCAUGGGAGGUAGGAACGGAGGGAAACAGCCAGGACGAUUCGUUGGAAGCCUUCAGCUCGGCCCAGAGACGGAUCUCGGAGUACUUAGCCGAGAUCAAGCGGGAAGGACCGGUUCCGAACGAGAAACCCGUGGCGGUGAACGAGAAUCAGGUGGAGAAGUUUCUGUACACGAUGUUUUGAUCUAUAAAGAGGCUUUGCUCACUAGACUUACAUCCGCCGCCGCCGGCGAACCAUCCGGCGUAUUUCUACAUGGAAUAUAUGGAUUUGCUCGUGGAGAAUGUUCCGAGGAUGUUGAUCGUAAGAGGGUAUCACCGAGAUGUUGUAACGUUGUUCACUUAGUCUCCAUCUCUCUCCCAUCUAUAUAAUACACUCAGG